Messenger RNA from Calidris pugnax (ruff), 2402 nucleotides. It is a transcript of the gene WASHC3, whose product is annotated as coiled-coil domain containing 53. Gene Ontology annotation, biological process: actin filament polymerization; exocytosis. The transcript has 7 exons. Gene Ontology annotation, cellular component: WASH complex. The coding region runs from base 90 to 695 and encodes 201 amino acids. The record is from RefSeq and is a predicted model, not a curated record. NCBI's taxonomy places the organism in Eukaryota, Metazoa, Chordata, Aves, Charadriiformes, Scolopacidae.
GCUGAGGUCAAGAGGUCGCGCGCAGAGCGCCGGGGGUUUCCGGGGUCCGGGGCCGCGCUCCCUCCCGCCGCCGCCUUGUCCCGGCGGGGAUGGACGAGGACGGGCUGCCCAUCGUGGGCUCCGGCAUCGACCUCACCAAGGUUCCUGCUAUUCAGCAGAAAAGAACUGUAGCAUUUCUAAACCAGUUUGUGGUUCACACAGUGCAGUUUCUCAACCGCUUUUCUACUGUUUGUGAAGAGAAGUUGUCAGCACUUUCUCUCCGUAUCCAACAAAUUGAAACAACACUCAAUAUUUUGGAUGCAAAGUUAUCCUCUAUUCCUGGCCUAGAAGAUGUCAAAUGUCAAGUGUCCAGUGCAAAUACGAAUAGUGUUACAAAUGGUCCUGUGGCACAAGCUACUACGGAUCAACAGACAGCUGUAUCACCUCAGUCUGGACAGAACAAUAUCCAUGAAGAAGGGUUACAGAAAACAGAGGUAGUAACAGAAGAUGUUAGAACUGUGGCCAAGGAUCCAAGAUACGCCAGAUAUCUCAAAAUGGUACAAGUGGGUGUUCCUGUAAUGGCAAUAAGAAACAAAAUGAUUUCUGAAGGGCUAAAUCCAGAUCUUCUCGAGACCCCAGAUGCCCCUGUGCCUGCCUGGGGAGAUGAUGGGAAAGCAGAAGACAGUUCUGAUAGUGAAUCUUCAUUUAGUGACUAAAGAGACUGAUUUCAGCCUUUGGAAACCUCUGUUAAGUGCUAAUGUGUUUGGAGCUUUAGCAGACAAUGGUUUUGCGUGGGUCCUAUGGGUGAUGUGGUUUAGCUGACAGCAUUUUUAAGAACUAAGAUCCUACAUGUUGUCUCCCAGAAAGUUUGAACAAGCAUUGUGUCUCAUCCUCGAGCUUUCCACCGUGAAAAUUAAUCAUGAGAUCCUUGCAAUUUUAAUGCUGCAUCAUUUCGGAUGCCUUUCUGGUUCUCUGAAAUUAGUUUGCAAAAUUCUAAAAAUUCCAUGCCUCUAAACCACCUGGUCUCUUAGACUGCAUUCUUAUUUAUUGUUGGAUUUUCUAUCUAGCACUUUUAACCUAAGUUGCCUUCUUUCUGUCCCAUAACAUACAGGUAAAGUAACUUUUCAAUAUGAAAUUGUUCAAUUGUAAUCUGUUGGAACUGUAUUUUUUUCUAAUUUCCUAUAUUCUGAAGUGAUGCAACAAGAAUCACACAGAAGUCAGCUUCUGUGAUUGCAAGUGGUGAUUUCAAUUAGUAAUACUCUCUUUAGAGAGAAAGUAAAAUACAAGUGAAAAAUAUAUUAAACCCAAUGUGAAUCUGUUUUCAAACUAUAUACUGCUGUUCAAUAUCACAUUAGAGUCUGUGUGAAGUUAUUAAUGAAGUACCUGCUCUGUAGAAGAGUUGAUUUAUCUAAAUCAGGUUACAGUGGUGUAGAAAGCUACAGACAUUGCAAGAUGGGUUUGCAAAUGACACUGUGGAAGAAACAAGUGACUGGGAGAUUAUUAACGGAAAUACCAGAUUCUUACAAUUUGUUCCCAUGGGUCAGUAGGAAGCACUUUCUGAUUGCUCUUGGGCAUAUUUGAAAGAAGCUGUGGCUGAGCAGUUUGCGUAGGGUAAGAAAUCGCCUCCAAAUUGGUGCUGUUGCUGAUAAUUUUGGCAAAGCAGCGCAAAAUUCAGUUUGGAUAAUGAUGAAGCUGCCUUGUUACCUCUUGAGGUGUGCAUUUGGAACAAUAUGAAGAAAUCCACUUGGAGCCUGACUGCCCCUGAAGGCUUCCGUCCAAAGUACUUAAUCUAAUGCAUGAGUCAAAAAUGACAUUUCAUUAAAGAAUUUGCUUUAAUAUAGUUUGUUCCGCAUGAAAUUCUUCACAAUCUAUUUGAAUUCCCCAGAUUAUUGUAAUUAUACCAGAAUGUUGUGAGCCAGGCAGUCAUUGACUCUCUGGUAUUUCACAUUCUUCCUGAGACCGAGAAAAGACUAAAAUUGAAGGUCUAAGUAUAUAAAUUUGUUAGCUUUUAUGACCGAGUCAUUAUCUUAGUUAUUUAUUGCCCCUUCAGUAGGUUAGCUGCUUUUUUUCUCUGUAACUUAAGCAUAGCUGCCACUUGAGCCUAGCAAACCUGUUUAAGCUCUUCAUAACCUUCAAGUCACAGUAAUCCCUGAAUCCCUGUGGAAGCAUAUCUGCACUAACAAACGUCUAGCGAUGGUGUUUCAAUGAUGGGCUAAUUAUUAUUGAACACUUAAAAAUAUUCCGUAGUUAACACUUGGUAAAACCCGACAAAUAUUAACAUAUUAGCAAUAAGUAUUUCAAAAGUAAAUGUUAGAAUGUUAUUUCAGAAAGCAUAUAUUAUAACACUGGUGACUUUUUGAAAUCUAUAUUUGGAAACUCAUUGAAGCUAUCUAUAUAAUUAAAGCUAUGUUUUGUAAACCAAA